Molecule: messenger RNA, 5687 nt
Organism: Camarhynchus parvulus
Lineage: Eukaryota; Metazoa; Chordata; Aves; Passeriformes; Thraupidae
Product: apolipoprotein C-III-like
Exons: 4
Coding region: 5329-5610 (93 amino acids)
Biological process (GO): lipid transport; lipoprotein metabolic process
Cellular component (GO): extracellular region
Molecular function (GO): lipid binding
Source: RefSeq, a predicted model, not a curated record
CCGCGAUGGCGGCGCCUUUAUUGGGGUUCAGCGCCGGAGCCGCCCCGGGCCCGCCCCGGGACCCUCCCCGAGAUCGCCCCCGGGACCCCCCUCGGGACCUUCCCCGGGGCCCUCCCCGCCCCGCUCGCUCAGGCUCAGCGCCAGGUCCCGCCACAGCGCGUCCAGCCGGGCGCGCAGGUCCUCCACGGGCGGCGGCGGCGCGUCCAGCGGCCCCUCGGGCGGCUCCGGGCGGGCGCUGAGCUUCAGCCGCAUCUCCUCGGUCUCCUGGUCCAGCGCCCGGGUGAAGGCCUGGAUCUGCGCGUACGUGUCCCGCCGGAACUCCUCCACGCGCCGCUGCACCUCCCGCGCCAGCGCCUCCCGGGAGCGGCCCGGGGCUGCCGCGGCCCCGCCGGGGUACAGGCUCAGCUUGGCCUUCAGCUGCUCCAGGUUCCGCUGGAUCUGCCGGUGCAGGUCCCGCGCGUUGCGGGUCAGCUUGGCCGACAGCUCCUGGAUGUGCUGGUUGAGCUGCUCGGGGCUGGCGCGGGCGUGCGGGGCCACGCCGCGGUGCAGCUCCUGCACGUUGCGGUGGAUCUCGCUCAGCAGCCGCUCGGCGUACGGCUGGAAGAUGUCCUUCACCUGCUCCGUGUGGAAGGCGAUCUUGUCGCCGUAGUGAGCCACGAAGCGCUGCAGCUCGUCGGCGCCGUCCAGGAGCUGCGCCGCCACCUCCCGGCUGGGCACCAGGCGCCGCCGCAGCUCCCGGGCCCGCAGGGACACCUGGUCCAGCAGCUCCUCCGUGAGCGGCCGCAGCUGCUGCCGCAGCUCGUCCAGCUGCCUGCCGACCUGCUGGUGCACCUCGUCCACGUACGGGGACAGCUGCCGGCGGAGGCUGUCCAGCUCCCUGCGGAGGGCCUUGCGCAGGCUGGCCGGGUCCUCCCCCAGCCGGGGGGGCUGCAGGCCCGUGCCCAGCGGGGACAGCUUCUCCAGGAAGCCCGCCAUGGAGCUGACCCCAUCCUGAACGCUCUCCUUCAGGUUCCUGCACGAGAGAGCCCCCAGAGCCCCGAGUGGCCGCGGCCCCCCGUGCCCCGCACCCCGAUAAUCGCUGCCCCCCCGCGGGCCCUGCCCCGCCGUCCCCGGGCGGGGAGAGCGGGGCGCGGCACUCACGUGCUGUCGCUGCCCGGCUUGCUGUGGCUGUCCUUGUCCCCCGUCAGCUGGCUCAGGUACCGCCAGAGCCCGCUCUGCGCCGCCCCGGCCGGGGACACUGCGGGCGGGAGCGCCACUGCUGCCGCUGCUGCUGCCCGGCCGCCCCCGCAGCCCCCGGGGGGACCCCUGAGCCCGGCCCGGGCCCGCACCCACCUGGGCAGGCGGCCAGGAGCGAGAGGAGCAGCGCGGCCUUCAGCAGCAUGCUCGGGCUGCGGGAGAGGGGACAGGAGCCCCCGCCCACGGGGGCUGCGCGCCCCCCGCUGCUCCCUGCAGGGAUCUGGGCUCCCCUGGGCACCCGCAGCGCCCCUAAAAACCCCUGCGGGUCCCCAUGACACCUGUGGGUCCCGGAACACCUCGGCUGCCCCGCUGGAGUCACGCCCAGCUCCUCCGGCCGCGCAGCCUUAAAGCCCCCCGCCCCUCACCUGGCUCGGGUCGCCUCCCGCGUCCCUCCCGUGUCCCUCCCGCCCGGAGGCGGCCGCUGCCCGCCCUUAUGUAGGCUCGGGGGGCGGCCGAGGAGCGGCCGAUAAGGCGGCUUUGGGACGGGAAGGCUUUUUGGACCUCACUCCGUGUAAACACAACGUGGAGGUCCGGGCAGGUGACCUGGGGGCCGCUGCCCCCCGGGCUCGGGGGACGGGGCUGGCCCUGGCCUGGCGCCGCUCGCUGCAUCCCGCGGGGAACGCGGGACGGGGAUGGGGAUGGGGGCGGGGGCAUCGGUGCCGCUCCCGUCGGGACGCGAAGGGAGCCCGGAGCCCCGCGGUGGGUGCGGGAGGGCGAGCCCGGCUCGGGCCGUGCGGGGAUGAGCGGGUCGGGCUCGCAUCUUCCUCUUCCGAGGCCGCUCUCGUGUCCUUUCCUUUCCGCCUUGGUUCUUCCCGGGAACGAGCCCGGGUACCGGGGCUGCGGGGCCAAGGCCGGCGCUGCCGGGGUGAAGCGCCGAGCGGGCGGCAGCGCUGCUGCGGCACCAAAGUCCGCGCGGUCCCUGCCCGACACGGCCUGCGCCGACACGUGAGGCCGCUCCAGGCAGCGCUGGCCGCGCCUCACCUCCUCCCGUCCCGUCCGUCCCGUCCCGUCCCGUCCUGUCCUUCCUGUCCUGUCCUGUCCUGUCCUGCCAGCAGAGCUUCCCCUGUCGGUGACCUGCCGAGCUCCCUCGCUGCGCUGCGGGGACGAGGCGAGUGUCCCUCACCCACCGAUCUGUCCCCCGCCCACCGAUCUGUCCCCCACCCAGCGAUCCCCGCCCCUCGGGGCAGCUGCGGCCCCACCGCGCUGCGGAUGUUUGGGCGCACCCCGCGGCUCUGCCCCCCGGUGUCCCCAGCCGUGCUCAGGGGACAGCGCGGCCUGGGCUCGCCCAUGGGCUCCCCUGGCUGCCGCCACAGGCACCUCCCGCCCGCCUGACCCCGCCUGUGCUCCCUGUCCCUGCUGCCCCAGAGCCCGGAUUCGGGGGGACGCUCCCCCCUCGGGGCAGCUGGGGCGCCCCAGGUACCCCAGCCCAGGGGAGGAUGGACAGGGGAUGCUGCGGGAAGGAAGGACGGACACGGAGCAGCACGUGCAUCACAAGGAGAUUUAUUUCUGCCACUGCAAGUGGCCAGGAGCGCUUGGGACGCCUGCGGCUGGUGGGGCGGUUCAGUUCUGCGGGGGCGCGGCGGUGCUGAGGAAAGCGGCCACCUUGUCCCGCACCUCCUUCUCCAGCAGCUCCAGGUGAUCCUCCACGCCGGCCGCGCCCGAGUCCAGCUUGCCGCGCAUCUCCUCCAGCCGCUGCACCAGCUGCUGCCCGAAGGUCUCUCCGAAGGGAGCCGCCUGCUGCCGGAAGGUCUCCAGGCUCUGGCCCAGGCGCUGCUCCAGCUGCUGCGCCAGGGGCUGCAGGCGCUGCCGCAGGCUCUCGGCGUCGCCGCUCGCCGCCUCCCGCAGCUCCCGGGCCAGCGGGCUCAGCUGUGCGCGCAGCUCCUCGGAGCUGGCGGCCAGGCGGGCCCGCAGCUCCUCGGCCGCCCGCUCCAUCUGCGCGCUCAGGCUCUGCAGCUGCCGCUCCAGCCCGUCCCGCACCUCCUGCGCGUAGGGGCUGAGCCCGCGCCGCAGCUCGGCCACGCUCUGCUCCACCUGUGCCUUCAGCUCGUCCGCCACGGGCGACAGCCGCUGCUUGACGCCCUCCACGCCGCCGUCGAUCUGCUGCUGCAGGCGCUCGGCGUAGGGGCUCAGCGAGGCCUGCACGCUCUCGGCGUUGUCCUGCAGGCGCUCCCGCAGCUCGGCCGCGUAGGGCUCCAGCGCCCGCCGCAGCUCGCCGGCGCUGCGAUCCACCUGCGAGCGCAGCUCCUCGGCGUACGGGCCCAUCCUGGCCUGCAGCUGCCGGAUGUUGGUGCCGAUCUGCUGGUGCACCUGGUCGGCGUAGGGCGCCAGCUUGGCCUGCAGCUCCUGCAGCUCCCGCUGGAUCUGCUCCUUGAGGCGCUGCGAGUCCUGCGCCAGCUUGGCGUGCAGCUCCAUGGCGAAGGGCUCCAGGCGCUGCUGCAGGUCCUCGGCGUAGGCGCUGACGCUCUGCAGGUUGCUCUUCAGCAGGGUGCUGGGGACAGGGGACACGUCAGGGCCCGUGUGCCCCCACCCCGGGCCCCGUCUGCCCCCCGAGCCCCCCGGUCCCAAGGCUGGGCUCACUUGAGCUGCUUGCUGAGCUCGCUCUGGUGCAGCUGCUCCGCCGUGUCCUUGGCAUUGCUGCCCAGCUCCGUGAAGUACUUCCAGAUCACGCUGGCCACCUCGUCAGGGUUCACAUCAGCCCGGGAGCCUGCAGGGGGUGCUGGGGUCAGAGCCCACACAGGCCCGUUCCCCCGGGGACAGCGGGGACACUGCCAUCCCCGCCCUGCUGGCACCGGGGACCCGCACAACACUCACCUGAGAUCGCCAGGAGAACCAGGACAAGGGCGGCCGCCUUGGGCGCCAUCCUGAGUGCUGGGGACUCCUGCGGGAGCACAGAGAGAGGUGAAGGAAGGCCCAGGGACCAGCAGCCCGCAGCCAGAGGCCACGGAGAGCUGGGCUCCCUCCCGGCUCCCUGCAGCCCCUGCACUGCUCACCUGUGCUGCCAGUGCCGCGGUAGCUGCAGAGCCGGCAGCUCCCAGCACUAUUUAUACAGCCCGAGGGCUCCUGCAGCUUCCACGCAGGCUGUGACACAGCAAGGGCUUGGACUUUAGUCGGUCACGACGUGGAGGUGCCUGACGUGUGCGCAGGCCUGACAUCACCCAGGGCCCUGACAUCACCCGCGGCCCCGCCGGCCCCCAGCAGGGGGACAGGGACAGACAGGGCUGGGGGACACACCGAGCCCCUCCUGGGGACAGGGACCUGGCUGAGGGGACACCUCAGAGCUCUGUGGAGGCAGCAGUGGCUCUGUCAGUGCUGGCAGGGCAGCACCUGCGAUGGGUGGGUGUGGGAUGAGUGGCACUGUGACGGGACACGGGGGCUGGGGAUGCUGCAGGGACCUCCCAGCUCUGUGACCGGCUGGGCAAUGGGCGGGACACGGGCUCAGGGGGACGCUGUGAUGGAGCUGGGGGCACACGAGGCUGUGCACAGGCAGGAUGGCAUCGCUCCUUCCCGGGCCAGGCUCCUGGAGCGAGCCCUGGCACAGGAAGAGGCGCACUGCAGGGCACUGCAGCCCCACGGUGCCUGGGAAUGCAGCUGGGACCCGUGCGUGUCCCCGGCCGCGGGCAUCGGGCUCUGGGCACGCACCGGGGCAGCCGCCGGCCCAGCCCAUCCCGCCCCGGGCACAGCGGAGCCGCGGCCGUGUGUCCCUGCGGGCAAAGGGCACGGCGGGCAGGGCAGGGACCCGCCAGGCAGGGGCAGUGCCAAGGUCCGAAGAGCCUCGCGGUGCCCGAGGGCGUCAUGCCCGGGGCCGGGGCCGCUGGAUGUCACCCUUGUGCCGUGCGUGCCCGGGCCGUCCCCUCCGCGGGCAGCGGGCUGGCUGCGCACACGCGUGUGCCCGCGCCCCGCUCUGUGCGCACACGCACAGGCACGCGGGGCCCUGCAGCUCCGUGCCGCGGCAUUUCCCAACUCCUGGCUGGAGCAGCGCCCCUGCAGCCCCCCCGCGCCCUGCCCCGACCUUUGCACGAAUCCCCCGGGCGGCCGCGGGGAGGCUAUAAAGGGUGAGCCCGGGGCUGCCCCGCGUCAGAGCCCGGCACAGCCAUGAAGGCGUCACUGCUGUUCCUGCUCGCCUGCACGGCCGUCCUGGCGCUGGGAGCAAGGGCCGACUCGUCCGAGGACUCGAAGGCGCUGGUGCAGAAGGUGCAGGAGCUGGCCCAGAAAGUCUCGGCCAUGACCAAGGACGCCUUCAGCAGGGUGCGGGAGUCGGAGGCGGCGCAGCAGGCCAGGCAGUGGCUGUCGGACAACGCGGAGCUGGCCAAGCAGCGGCUGCUGUGGCUCAAGGAGCAGCUGGCCGAGCUCCUGAAGAAGACUCCGGCCUCGUAGCCUCGCCGGGGACUGCCCGGGCUCUGUCGGGGCUGGGGACCCCCGGCUGGGGACCCCCGGCUCCCCCCGCUGUCGCG